This is a messenger RNA of Chelonus insularis, 591 nucleotides long. Its product is annotated as ATP-dependent DNA helicase PIF1-like. The record is from RefSeq and is a predicted model, not a curated record. The transcript has 2 exons. Lineage: Eukaryota; Metazoa; Arthropoda; Insecta; Hymenoptera; Braconidae. Bases 1 to 591 code for a protein of 196 amino acids.
AUGCGGCAAAAAAAUGACCUUGAAUAUAGCGAGUUACUUUCUCGAUUACGUGUAGGUGCAUCAACUGGUAAUGACGUUAAAUUGUUAGAACUGCGAAAGGUCGUAAUUAAAUCCGAAUCCAAGUACGAUGGUCGAUUAAACGACAUAUAUAAUGAUGAUACACGUACUGCGGGAUUAGCGAAAGUUAUUGUGGUCAAAAUUGGAGCAAAGAUCAUGAUAAGACGGAAUGUUGAUGUAUCGUUAGGACUUGUUAACGGAGCCAUAGGUACUAUUGUAUCAAUAUCAAAGUCUAGUCACGCUUGUGAAGAUGUUAAUUCAAUAACUAUCAAAUUCAAUAAUAAAAAAGAGUACAUGAUACAACAAGUUAGUGCUAAAUUCCAAAUCAUGAAUGAUGCAUAUGUAAUUCGAAAGCAAUUUCUUAUAUGUUUAAGUUAUGGUAUAACAGUUCAUAAAAGUCAAGGAUUAAGUUUGAAAAAUGCCAUUAUUGAUGUGGGUAACAGAGUUUUUUGUACCGGGCAAACUUAUGUCGCAUUAUCUCGUGUUACAUCAUUAGAAGGCGUUCAUUUGCAAUUGGAGAAUAUAAUCGUUUGA